Molecule: messenger RNA, 2309 nt
Organism: Annulohypoxylon truncatum
Lineage: Eukaryota; Fungi; Ascomycota; Sordariomycetes; Xylariales; Hypoxylaceae
Product: peroxisomal 3-keto-acyl-CoA thiolase
Exons: 4
Coding region: 751-2007 (418 amino acids)
Biological process (GO): fatty acid beta-oxidation; phenylacetate catabolic process
Cellular component (GO): peroxisome
Molecular function (GO): acetyl-CoA C-acyltransferase activity
Source: RefSeq, a predicted model, not a curated record
GAAGUGGCGCACGGAAAUGUGACAAUGCAGUGAGCGCAUAACAAUAUUGAAGCUAUUUUCAUUCCAGUCUCAUAAUUUCACGAGAUUCUCCUCGAGUUACCAAAGCAGUUUCAAACUCUUUAGCUACCUUAGUAUCCCGCUAAGACAUGUGCCUCGACCUAGCCGGCAUUGUGUCUAGAUCCGUUGAGCUCGGCAACCAAGAUCGUCCAUGCCCACGAUGAUUUCAGCCAUACGGAUAUUGUGAAAAGGUAUGUAAGACAAAUGAGUACGUCACAUUGGUCGCAGAGGCCUUCAACAAUUGCGGCUAGAGAGUUGGGGAAGUUCGCUCUAAUCUAGUUGGAAAAAUCGGAGAAAAGUCUGGGGCGGGUUGGCAUGUGAAUGAGGGAUGCUAUCGAAAAUACAACGCUAAAAAGGAAAGCAAGAGCUUCCGACAUGUGCCUCGGCCGGUUUAUAGUGGGCCCUACUGACAUCAGUGUGAAUGGUUAGCGCAUUUGGAACGUUCGACUGGUACCGGAUAUCUACAAGCGCAGCAAGACCCAUGCAUCCGAGGUAACUCAGCUUAAGCAUGCCCGAUGUAGCAUAUCGGAUUACAUACCUAUUCCUUCUUAUUGUAAUCAUAAACUCUACGAACCUUCCAACUUCUCUUCCUAUAAUACUACAAUAAAAUAACAUAUAUCAACUCGCCAUAUUACCAUCAUCUUAAUACCAUUAUCACCGAAUUAGGAGCUGAAAAGGAGAGAAACAGCCACAAUGGGUGCAAUCGACCGAUUAACACAAAUCUCCGGCCAGAUCUCUGGCUCCAAAUCCGCGCGGGAGAAGAUUCUUCAGAAGAGCCCAGACGACAUUGUGGUAACAGCAUGUCUCCGAACGGCCUUCACGAAGGGUGGCAAGGGCGGGUUCAAGGACACGCAGGCGGCUGACCUAAUGGCGGGUGCGCUAAAGGGUCUCUUAGAGCGCUCCAAGAUCGACCCGGCGCUCGUUGAAGAUGUCUGCGUCGGCGAGGUCCUAGCUCCCGGUGGCGGCGCCACCGAGAUGCGUGCUGCCGCUCUUGUCGCCGGUUUCCCCGAGAGCACCGCUGUCCGCACACUCAACCGCCAGUGCUCUUCGGGCUUACAAGCCUGCGUCGACGUUGCCAACCAGAUCCGCGCUGGUAUGAUCGAGGUUGGUAUCGGUGCUGGUGUUGAGAGCAUGAGCUUACAAUACGGCCCUAACGCCGUAACCGAGUUUUCCGAGCUUCUCGAGUCGCACCCCGAAGCCGCCAACUGCAAGGUCCCUAUGGGCGUCCUAUCCGAGGACAUGGCCCGCGACCGCAACAUCAAGCGUACCGACCAGGAUGCCUUCGCUGCCUCCUCAUACCAGAAGGCGCUCAAGGCCCAGCAGGCGGGCCUCUUCGACGAGGAGAUCCACCCCCUAACGGUGCAAUUUACCGAUCCCAAGAGUGGCGAGACCAAGACCAUCACAGUGUCCAAGGACGACGGCGUGCGCCCCGGCAUCACCGCGGAGUCGCUCGCCAAGAUCCGACCCGCGUUCGCGGAGAACGGGUCGAUCCACGCGGGCAACGCGUCGCAGAUCUCCGACGGCGCCGCCGCCGUGCUGCUCAUGAAGCGAUCGACGGCGGAGCGCCUGGGCCAGACCAUCCUGGGCAAGUACGUGGCAGCCAGCAUCGUGGGCGUCAAGCCGCUGCUCAUGGGCAUCGGGCCCUGGAAGGCGAUCCCCAAGGCGUUCGAGCUGGCGGGCGGCCUGACCAAGGACGACGUCGACAUCUUCGAGAUCAACGAGGCCUUCGCCUCCCAGUGCCUGUGGUGCGCCAACGAGCUCGGCAUCCCCAAGGAGAAGAUCAACCCCAAGGGCGGCGCCAUCGCCUUCGGCCACCCGCUCGGCUGCACCGGCGCCCGCCAGGUGAGCACCCUGCUGUACGAGCUCAGGCGCCGCGGCCAGAAGGUGGGGGUGACGAGUAUGUGUAUCGGCACCGGUAUGGGUAUGGCUGCUGUCUGGGUUGCCGAGUAAGGCGCCAGCUUUGCUCGGAGUGGGAGAUGGGAUAUUUGAAAAGUACUACUGUGCAAUAUCGAUAUGUACUACUUACUACCAAUUUGGAUAUGGGAAGAUUCGUCUAAAACCUUGAUAUGUAUACCAUCACGUAUAUAAAAUCAUGGACAUGGAUAUGGACAGGGUCAUGAUUGGGGAGGAUAGCUCAAAGGGCGGUUUAAAUAGCAUUCGUGUACAUUAUAUCCGCACGGCGUUUAGUAUAUCGUAUCAUGCCAAAUACAUAUAUGCCAACACGGUCCUGUCUUGUUUGUCUUCCAUCUCUA